This is a messenger RNA of Cokeromyces recurvatus, 2840 nucleotides long. Its product is annotated as P-loop containing nucleoside triphosphate hydrolase protein. Bases 50 to 2716 code for a protein of 888 amino acids. Gene Ontology annotation, biological process: cellular response to heat. Gene Ontology annotation, molecular function: ATP binding; ATP hydrolysis activity. Gene Ontology annotation, cellular component: cytoplasm. The record is from RefSeq and is a predicted model, not a curated record. NCBI's taxonomy places the organism in Eukaryota, Fungi, Mucoromycota, Mucoromycetes, Mucorales, Mucoraceae. The transcript has a single exon.
UUUUUUUUUUUUUAUCGUUUUUGACAUCACAAAUUCAUUCAACUAUAUAAUGAGUAAAUUCAAUUUUACAGAGAAAUCAGAAAAAGCAUUAACAAUUGCACACAACUUGGCUUCAGAAUUUGGCAACUCUCAAAUAGCACCCGCCCAUAUUGGUUGCGCAUUAUUAGAUUCAACAGAGGGAACACCACUUUUUAAAUCGAUUAUCGAAAAGGCAGGUGGUGAUGCUACUACGGUUGAAAGAGGUUACAAGAAGAUGGUUGUUCAUUUACCCACACAAGAGCCUGCUCCUACCGAGAUCGGUCUAAGUCAACAAACUCUUAAGCUCUUACGAAAUGCUGAAAAACAUAUGAAAGAACAAGGCGAUACCUUUAUUUCGAUUGAUCAUCUUAUUUUAUCAUUGUUAGACGAUGACGCUACUUUUAGACCCUUAAAGGAUGCUGGCAUCACAAAAAAGGCAAUCGAAACUGCCGUCACUCAUGUUCGUGGUAAUCGUCGUGUGGAUUCGAAGAACGCUGAGGAGGUCUAUGAGGCAUUGGCCAAGUAUGCUAUCGAUUUAACUCAGAUGGCUCAAACAGGUAAACUCGAUCCUGUUAUUGGCCGUGAUGACGAGAUUCGUCGUGUUAUUAGAGUCUUGGCUAGACGUACUAAAAAUAACCCAGUAUUGAUUGGUGAACCCGGUGUAGGUAAGACAGCUAUCGUGGAGGGACUCGCUCGUCGUAUCAUUGAACGUGAUGUUCCUCAAUCAUUACAAUGCAAGCUCUUUUCAUUGGAUAUGGGUGCUCUUAUUGCUGGUGCUAAAUACCGUGGUGAAUUUGAAGAACGUCUCAAGGCCGUCUUGAAGGAGGUGAAGGAAUCUGAGGAAGGUGUCAUUUUGUUUAUUGAUGAAAUUCAUACUGUCUUGGGUGCUGGUAAAGGUGAGGGCUCAAUGGAUGCUGCAAAUUUGUUAAAACCAAUGUUGGCUCGUGGUGAAUUGCGUUGUAUUGGUGCUACAACCCUUACUGAGUAUCGUGAAAUCGAAAAGGACCCCGCCUUUGAGCGUCGUUUCCAAAAGGUCGAUGUCGGUGAACCCUCUGUGGCCGCUACUAUCUCUAUCCUUCGUGGUCUCAAGGAACGUUAUGAAAACUACCAUGGUGUCAAAAUUGUUGACUCAGCUCUUGUAGCAGCUGCUCAACUCUCGGAUCGUUACAUCACAAAUCGUUUCUUACCUGAUAAGGCCAUUGAUCUAAUUGAUGAGGCUGCUGCAAAUACGCGUGUCCAACUUGAUUCAAGACCUGAAGAGAUUGAUGUCCUUGAACGUAAACGUUUCCAACUUGAAAUUGAGGCUAAGGCUCUAGGUAAAGAAAAGAAUAAUAAGGAAUCUCAAGAACGUUUACAAGCUGUUAAAGAGGAAAUGUCAAGAAUUGAUGAAGAAUUGAAGCCAUUGAAACUCAAGUAUGAAGCAACUAAGAAGCAUAUUGAUGAAAUUCGUGACCUCAAACAGAAGAUCGAUGAACUCAAGGCCAAGGCAACAGAGGCAAAGAAUCGUUAUGAUUUGGAUGCUGCUGCUGAUAUUGAAUAUUAUGCUAUCCCUGAUGUUGAACAACGUAUCGCAGAUAUUCAAGAGGAAAAGCAACGUAAGAUGAAUGAAGAACUUGCUAGUGAUAAACCCUCUGAUACUAUUUUGUCAGAGGUGGUUCGUCCUGAGCAAAUCAUGGAGGUUGUGUCCCGUUGGACUGGUAUCCCUGUUCAAAACUUGGCAAAGAGUGAACGUGAAAAGUUAUUGUCAAUGGAACAAGAAUUAAUGAAGCAUGUAGUAGGUCAAGACGCUGCUAUCAAGGCUGUCUCUAAUGCGAUUCGACUCUCUAAAGCAGGUCUUCAAGAUCCUCAUAAACCAUUGGCUUCCUUUUUGUUUUUGGGCCCCACUGGUGUUGGUAAGACAUUACUUUGCAAGACUUUAGCUGAAUUCUUAUUUAAUGAUGAACGCGCGAUGAUCCGUAUUGAUAUGAGUGAAUUGAUGGAACAACAUAGUGUUGCUAAAUUGAUUGGUGCCCCCCCUGGCUAUGUGGGUCAUGAAGAAGGUGGCUUAUUUGAGGCGGUUCGUCGUAAACCCUAUGCUGUUGUCUUACUUGAUGAGUUAGAGAAGGCUCAUAAGGAUGUAGCUAAUAUCCUCUUACAAGUAUUGGACGAGGGCUUUAUCCAUGACUCUAAAGGCCGCAAGAUCGAUUUCCGUAAUACAAUUAUUGUCAUGACUUCUAAUUUGGGUGCUGGUCUCUUGGCAGAUGAAAACAAGGACGAUAUGAAUCUUUUAAAGGAGAAGAUUAUGGAAAUUGUUCGUCAUCACUUUAGCCCAGAAUUUACAAACCGUAUUGAUGAAGUCGUUAUCUUCAAUCGUCUUACGCAAAAUAACAUUACAGAUAUUGUUGAUGUUCGUCUUAAAGAAGUUGAAGAACGUCUCAAGGAUCGUCGUAUUGUUUUGGAGGUCUCUGAAGGUGCUAAACAAUGGCUUGGUGAACAUGGUUACGAACCUAUCUUUGGUGCUCGUCCUUUGAAUCGUCUUAUUCAACAACGUAUCUUGAAUCCUUUAGCAAAAUUGAUUAUUGAUGGUGGUGUUCGUAAUGGUGAAGUUGCUCAAGUGGAACUUGAUCCUAACGGUCAUAUCGAAAUUACUCGUAAUCAUGAAAGCGAAGCAGGUUAUACAGAAGAAGAGCCUAUGGAUGAAGAUAUUGAUAUGGAUUAAGUAAAAUUUAUCUUGUAUUAUGUAUAUAAUAAUGUUUCUUAAUAUUUUAUUAGUAUAUAUCUAUUUAUGUAUUUUUAUAUAAUUAAAAUAAACCAUUUGAAUGUAAAUACGUUUUAAUAAUCAA